Molecule: messenger RNA, 707 nt
Organism: Papilio xuthus (Asian swallowtail)
Lineage: Eukaryota; Metazoa; Arthropoda; Insecta; Lepidoptera; Papilionidae
Product: bolA-like protein DDB_G0274169
Exons: 3
Coding region: 121-513 (130 amino acids)
Cellular component (GO): mitochondrion
Source: RefSeq, a predicted model, not a curated record
ACAGCUUCAAAAUUGCCAAAACGAAAACAAAAAUAAAUUUGGUUACAAGAGUAAUAUUUACAGCAAACGAAUCAAGGACACCUAAACCAACCGUAAAAUAGUAAAAAAAAAUUGUAACUUAUGAUUGCUCUUCGGCGGCUAAGAAGUACUAGCUUCCACUUAGGAAAAAUACAUCUAGUUAACAUGAGUGUAGAAAGUGGUAUGGUUGCAAAUUCAAUUCGCAACAAACUGCAGAAUUCAUUAGAAGCUACUCAUUUGGAUGUGAUAAAUGAAUCUUACAUGCAUAAUGUACCCAAAGGUGCAGAAACACAUUUCAAAGUUGUUGUGGUCUCUGAUAAAUUUGAUGGACUUGCUUUGAUCAAGAGGCAUCGCUUAGUGAAUGAUAUAUUAAAGGAAGAAUUACAGAAUGGAGUCCAUGCAUUGUCUAUCGUAGCAAAAACAACAAAACAAUGGGAUGAGAGUGAAAAGAUUAUUGAUAGUAGCCCCAGCUGCAGAGGUGGUUUUGGAAAAUAAAUUAGUCUGCUUUAAUCAUAUUGCAGUUUAAAUAUUGAAAAAUAUGGUACACAAUGUAUACAAACUUUCCAACAAAAAUUUGUUAUCAGAAAGCUUGUUAAUUUAUUUCCUAGUGCAUAUUACCAUUGGUUUCCACUACUGAAACAAUUAACCAAAAAUAUUUUCUCUGUUUUUUCAUGGUUAGAAUUGCUUGU